Eriocheir sinensis (Chinese mitten crab) is the source of this 1122-nucleotide messenger RNA. RefSeq lists its product as uncharacterized. The record is from RefSeq and is a predicted model, not a curated record. Lineage: Eukaryota; Metazoa; Arthropoda; Malacostraca; Decapoda; Varunidae. The transcript is spliced from 4 exons. The coding region runs from base 1 to 885 and encodes 294 amino acids.
AUGAAACAGCUCUCCUGGAGCGGGGGGUGCAGCAGUCACUACACUGGAGGGGAGGGGGUGGGGGUACUCAUGGCAGGAGGCCUUGGGAGAGUUGCGUCUCGUUCUCAAGCCACACACAGCCACUCUUAUCCAUCGCCACAUUCCCCCCCAGGCCGUAGCAUCCAUGUCUCCCGGAAUAACAAGCAUUCUGGAGCUGCUGAAGGAGUACGUCAGGCACUAUCGCCCACUGGACGAGGAGGAGGAGGACAAACACCAACAUCCUCAGCAGCACACCCACGCCCAGAGGGUGGCCACCACUGUGAAGGUCUACGCCCUGCUCUUCGCCUUCCCCUCCAGAGUGCUGUUGAAGGAGGAGGAGGCUGGGGGGGCGGGGCAGGGGCAGGGGGAGGGUUUGACUGCUCUGCGUUUGUGAAGGGACUCACCUACCUGUUCGAUCUUCUCCUCAGCUACCGUCGGAAGGCAGUCGUGGCACAGGCCGGGCUGCUGGUGGCGUCACAGCUGCGGGUGGUGGUGGACAAGGGCAACUUUGGCGGUGAUGACAACAACGGUAAUGAACAGCAGAGGGGGCGGUAUGCUAUGAACCACCGCCACUCCGUCCUCAAGGAUCUCAACGAACUCCUUAGCAACCUCAGUGUUGGGGUGCGCACAGGACUCAGGCGACAGUGCUCCACCCUCUUCACACAUCUGCCGGGGCUGCUGAAGGAGGCUGGGGACUAUGACACCCAGGCCAGCAUUGUGGAGCUCAUGUACCGCCUCACCACCUCAACCGAGCGGAGCCACAGCGUCACACAGUGGUUCCCCGAGCUGGAGUGUACCGUGCAAUGCCUCUUCCUCACUAUAUCAGAGUUUGACCCGGUGAGUGUGUGUGUGUGUGUGUUUACCUAGUUUUACCUAGUUUUACCUAGUUGUAGUUUUACAGGGCCUGGGCUUUACGCUCGUGUGGUCCCGUCUCCGUAUCUACAUUUAUCCAACUUUUCCUUAAACCUUUGCACACUUCUCGCCGAUACUACAUCCUCACUUAGUCUGUUCCAAACCUCUAUAUUUCUUUGCGAGAAGCUAUAUUUUUUUGUGUCUCAGGCAUCUUCCCUUCCUCAAUUUUUUACUAUGUCCUCCUGUGUUCCU